GUAGCAUACGUGGUUUAAAUUAAUACGUAGAACAAUUUAGGAUAUACGAACUUAUAAUACGAAUUUCGGCAGGUACAGUAUGCAAUAAACAUGACCGAUUCACGAAAAAUCGUACAAUCUUUUUUAAUUAUUUUUCUGACUGUGAAUUUACAAAACACAACGGCCGUAACGCCUGACAUUAAUCGAAAGACAGCAAGUGAUAUAAUCGGCGAUUUAUCAAAAUCCCAACUGCAGGAACUGCUUGGUAUGAUUGAGAAUCCGAAUUCCCUAGAUGGUACAAAUUCUCAAUGCGCUGGACAGUUUACAGAGAACACAAACAGAAUUAUCCGCACUGAGGAUUCAAUGCAUAAUGGGGCAAAGUUCUUACAAGUUUCAACCGAACAUAUGACAACUGAUUCAUGCAAACAACUAUGUUGUGAUUAUAAGGACCCAAAUAAUCAACAAAGGUGCGACUUAUCCGUGUACCAAGCGAGUAGCACCCGCUCAAGAAAACCAAAAUGUUUCAUAUUUUCAUGUUUAAACGAGUCAACUGGAGAAUUCAGUUGUUUGUUCUCAAAUCAUGCUGGUUAUACAAGCUAUAGAAGAAGGGAAGCAACACCGAAAGCUGUUGUCCUGGCAAAUGAUGAUGUGUCUCAGCUACAAGAAGUUAUUGAUACCUCAACAACUACAACAACAACCACUACAACCAGCCCUACAACUACAAGUGCACCAACAACUACCACUACAACAGCUAUAAGUGAAGCACCUACAACUACUUCAACAACAAGUACAACAACUCAACCAACAACAACUGCAGCUCCUACCACAACAACAACAACAACUGAAAAGGAAUCAUGCAACACCAACUGUGCACAUUAUGAAUGGGCAUGCGACAACAAAUGUUGUAUUCUUGCACGAUUUGUUUGUGACCACACUAACCAGUGUGAAGAUGGCAGCGAUGAAACUGAUUGUCCUGAAUUACAAACUCAACCCAUAGUCAAUACAACAUUAAAAGUGGUUCCAGUGACAAAAGUGAAUGUCGUUGUGACGGAAAAACCCGAAGUAGAAGUAGUGGUUGAUGAUGUGAUAGUGCAGGAAAGUGUUUCACCUGAACAGGGAGCUGUUUUACCUCUUGCGCUUGGGCUUGCGGUCACGGCCUGCAUCAUCUUAAUGGUGGUGUGUAGGAUUCGGGUCAUGAGGAAAAAAUUGCGACGGCAUGGAGGCCCCUUACGCAUGGAUGAGUCAGAUUACCUUAUUAACGGCAUGUAUUUGUGAUGUCACAAUCUUGUACACUGUUUGCACUUCACCACUGCACAUAGGCGUACUGUUUUUUUAUAUCUAGGGUGACAUUGUUACAAUGUGGUUACACUCAAAGUUGUCAAACACCGGGAUCCUCUUAUAUUAAUGUGUUAAAUGCAAUAUAAUUUGACUCUUUUUGUUUGUAUAGACACCCAACAGCAGAGUGAAAGUUCUUUUUUUUCAUAUGAGGUCCCCCGUUUCAAAAUUUAAGGUUACAUGUCACCCUACGCACCUGUAAUGUUACACCUAUGCCACUUCGCAGUACCAUUUUUAAUCAUUAAGAUUUUAUUCAGAAGCAUCCUUUCAAUCGUCAAAGCAGUUUAUAUUCGAGAUUAUGUUUCUUCUAUGCCAUGAGUAUUAACCAAAUCAAUUGUUAUAAAUAAUCAUACUGAUCAUGCUGCCUUACAUGAUGGUUUUACGUAUUUCUUUUAUAUAGUUGGGUGUUUUCUACGUGUCAUCUGUUUUAAUAAACCUGUUCUACACACAA
Ciona intestinalis (vase tunicate) is the source of this 1765-nucleotide messenger RNA. Its product is annotated as low-density lipoprotein receptor-related protein 11. The record is from RefSeq and is a predicted model, not a curated record. Lineage: Eukaryota; Metazoa; Chordata; Ascidiacea; Phlebobranchia; Cionidae. Gene Ontology annotation, molecular function: protein binding.